AUGGAGUGAAAUAAAACUCUUAUUCAUUUUUAGAUUGCAAGGAAAAAAAAAUGAGAGAGAAAGGGCGUGAGAGAGUGAGAGGAGGCGACCGAAGGACUACGGCAAGAAGGACAACACAGAGCAGAGGGCGUGGAAGAUCUGUAGAGGCAAAAAUGGAGGUGCGAGAUCAGAAAACUACUCAAGGAUUUGAACCGAAACCUCAAACCAAGAGCUAUGUUCAAGUGGUGAAGAGCCAACAGGAGAAAGAAUCAGAGGAGAAGGGGAGUAAGCAAUUCAUGGGCAAGAGUGCUAAUUGGGCUGGAUUUGAAUACAAUGUUAACCCAGGAGAGUAUGCAUGGCUUGAUGGAUGUUAUGUAGGAAUCAUUUACUCAGUGGAAAUGGUUCAAAAUUUGGAGGAAAAAUUUUACAUGGAAGGGUAUUUUGCAUGCCCAAUCCGUGCUAUGGGGGGAAAAUUGGUGCUACUUGAUUGUGAUGACAAAAAUGAGCUGAAAGAUUUGGUGGAGUCGGCAUUAGAGUGGUUAGGACAAUGGUUUGCAGAAGUGAAACCAUGGUCACUGGAAAAGGUUGCGGAUGAAAGAUCAGUGUCAGAUCAUUGUUCGCUGGUACUGAAGAAUGAAAAAGUAGAUUGGGGACCAAAGUCGUUUAAAUUCUUUGAUGCGUGGCUGGAGCGACUUGAAUACAAGGAGCUAAUAAGAAAGGCAUGGAAUUCUAUAGUGGAAGAAGGGAGAAAGGGAUUCAGACUAAAGGAGAAAUUGAAAGGAACUAAAAAAGCCUUGAAGGAGUGGAGUGGCAACCACAUGUCGAAAUUAGAUUGCAAGAUAAAGGAAGCUGAAAAGAUGAUAGCUACUCUGGAUGAGAAAGGACAAAUUCAGAAAUCAAGGAAGAUGUGGCUAAGAGAUGGGGAUGCUAGCACAAAAUUUUACCACAACUGUGUGAAGGGAAGAUGGAGAAGAAAUGAGAUAAACAACAUCCAGGUUAAUGGGAAACAGCUUCGGGAAGUGGGUGAGUUAAAAGGAGUGGCAAAAUAUUUUCAAGAUCUGUUCACAGAAAAUAACUGGCUAAGACCAAAGCUGGAUGGAAUCAACUUCAAACAACUAUCCCAUGCAGACAAUGAAACCCUUAUGGCUGAGUUUUCAGAGGAAGAAGUUAAAAAUGCAGUGUGGGAUUGCGAGCCAACAAAAUCCCUGGGGCCUGACGGGUUUAAUUUCAAGUUUAUAAAGGCUAUGCCAAUCUCGCUCAUUGGAGUCAUGUACAAGAUUCUGGCAAAGUUGUUAGCUAACCGACUGAGGAAAGUACUGGAUAAGAUCAUCGGGGAGCAACAGAUGGCAUUCAUUAAGGGCAGAAAGUUGCUGCAUGAGGUGAUCAUUGCUAAUGAGGUCAUUGAGGAGGCAAAGAGAAAGAAGAAAAACAGCUUUCUACUCAAGGUGGACUUUGAAAAAGCUUAUGACAAGUUCUCGGUUAGUAAAGGGAUAAGGCAAGGUGACCCACUAUCUCCCUUCUUGUUUUUAAUAGUAGCGGAGGGUUUGAAUGGCUUAAUGUUAUCUGCGGCGGAUAAGAAUCUUUACAAGGGGGUGAGGAUUGGAAACGAAGAUGUGAUGGUUUCCCACCUCCAGUUUGCAGAUGACACAAUAUUUUUUAGCGAAGCAUCAAAGGAAAACAUUCAAGUUAUCAAAUGCGUUCUGAGGACCUUUGAGCUAGCAUCGGGACUUAAGAUUAACUAUGGUAAAAGUCAGCUAAUGGGUAUCGGGGUUGAGGAAGAUUGGAAAAAGAGAAUGGCAUACACUCUUCACUACAAAGAAGGUGAGCUUCCUAUCAAGUAUCUGGGAAUUCAAAUUGGAGGGAAUCAUAGAAAGCUAACAAUGUGGCAGCCACUGGUGAACUCUUUCAAAAAGAAGCUAGCAAGUUGGAAGGGCUGGGAUUUAUCAAUGGGUGGUCGAAUCGCGCUCAUAAACUUUGUGUUGUCCAGCUUAACAGUGUUCCAGAUGUCAGCCUACCUACUUCCCAAAGGUAUUCUCUACUCUUUAGAUAAAAUUCGUAGAAAUUUUUUAUGGGGAGGGGAGGGAGAGGGAAAGAAAAUCAAUUGGGUUAGUUGGGAGAGGGUAUGUAGAUCGAAGGAGGAGGGAGGAUUAGGAGUAAAAGACUUGAAGAAGUUUAAUGUGGCAUUGAUGGGAAAAUGGUUGAGUCGGUUAGCAAAUAUGGAAGAAGGCUUGUGGAAGAGUGUCAUUGUAGGAAAAUAUGGAGCAAAAGGGGGACACUGGCUGGAUUGGGUGCGUGAUGGCAAGAACAUAGGAUCGAUAUGGUGGAGAGACGUCCAAAGACUCAAAGCCGGGGAGGGAGUGAAUGUGAGAUGGUUGUGGGAGGAUUUUAGGUUGAAGAUAGAGGAAGGGAGAGGUGUUAAAUUUUGGUGGGAUACAUGGCUGGGUUUCCACCGAACCCAGCCUUGCUGGGUUCGUCGACCAACCAAGGCUGGGUUCAUCGGAACCUAGCAAAUCUAGGUUUCGACGAACCCAGCCUUGUUGGGUUUCGUCGAACCCAGCUUUGCUUGGAAAGCUGGUUCUUGUUUUUUCAUUCUUCUUUUGAUUUCCAUUUCUAGUUGUUAAUAAAUUUGGAGAUUGAUU
This is a messenger RNA of Rubroshorea leprosula, 2618 nucleotides long. Lineage: Eukaryota; Viridiplantae; Streptophyta; Magnoliopsida; Malvales; Dipterocarpaceae. The record is from the annotation of a GenBank genome assembly.